CAGCACUGCCUAGACAAAGACACCCGGCCAAGCUCUGGCAGGCAGAAAACAUGUCUACCCGGUAUCACCAAGCAGCAAGUGACAGCUACCUGGAACUUCUGAAGGAGGCCACCAAGCGUGAUCUGAAUCUCUCAGAUGAGGAUGGCAUGACACCCACUCUCCUGGCAGCCUACCAUGGCAACCUCGAGGCCCUGGAGAUAAUCUGCAGUAGAGGUGGAGACCCUGAUAAGUGUGACAUCUGGGGGAACACUCCUCUACAUUAUGCAGCCUCCAAUGGCCAUACCCACUGCAUCUCAUUUCUAGUCAACUUUGGUGCCAACAUCUUUGCCCUGGAUAAUGACUUAAAGUCUCCGCUGGAUGCUGCUGCUGGCAGGGAGCAGAAAGAAUGUGUUGCUCUCCUGGAUAAGGCUGCCACCAUGCAGAACACUGUGAACCCCAAAAGGGUCGCCAGACUAAAGGAACAGGCUCUGAAGAAUGCCAGGAGGCAGAUGAAAGAAUGCGAACGGCUUCAGGAGAGGCACCAGAACAAGAUGGCGCGUACCUAUAGCAAGGAGGACUCUGGGACGCUUUCCUCUUCCCAUAGUACUUUCUCUAGGUCAUCCCUUUCAAAUAUUUCUGGUGGAUUUGGAUCACUGUCUAAAGGCAUUAAAGAUACCUUCAAGAUUAAAUCUAAGAAGAAUAAAGAUACAGCAGAGCAGAUGGGGAAGGAUGGCCAAAAUGGGCAAAGGCCAGUGAUGGAAGUGUUCAGAGAAGAGGAAGAAGACUCGUUCCCAAAGGACUUCAAAGAGAAACUCCAUUUCUCAGCAGAAGAAGACGGUGACAUACAACACGAAUCUAUUCUCAACCGUCCAGGUCUAGGAAGUAUUGUUUUUAGAAGGAACAGAGUACUGGACCUUGAAGACAUCUCAGACAGCAAGAGGGAGUUGGAGUUUAAAAUGCCCAGUGAGCUGUUCCAAAGACAAGGAGCAGCAGGAGCAGAUGACGAAGAGGAGGAGGAGGAGGAGAGAGAGGCAAAUGGCUCUGCAGGUGAUCUUCCUUGGGAUGAAGAAGAAGUAGAGUGGGAGGAAGAUGCAGUUGAUGCCACUCCAUUGGAAGUGUUCUUGCAGUCUCAGCACCUGGAGGAAUUGCUUCCCAUUUUUAUGAGAGAGCAGAUUGAUCUAGAGGCUCUGCUGCUUUGCUCUGAUGAGGACCUUCAGAACAUCCACAUGCAGCUGGGCCCCAGAAAGAAAGUCCUUAAGGCCAUAGAAAAAAGGAAGCAGGUGCUACAACAGCCUGGUCAGCUGGUUGACACCAGUCUCUGAUGGAGGGCACUGAUUAACAGGGUAGCAUGAGCCUGGGAGUCAUGCUGAGUUCCCCUGGAACCACCCCGGGAUGAACCCUGUGCCUGGUCUCUGUCUCAUGACAGACCACUGGGAGCGGGUGUUAGGGUUUUAGAGAGGAUCUUCCAAAAUAGAGGCUCAAACUCUGAGAGAUACUCUGUAUCCAAGUAAAUCAUCAAUAAGAAAAGAUCUUGGGAGACCUUGGAACCGGAAAAUGGUGUUUCUCUUCCAGACUUUGAAUUUCAUGUAGACCAAAGGCUCUCACUGGUCUGAAGCCCAAAGCCCAGUUUAAACGGAUCUAGUCAUUUAACAGAUGUUUACAAACUAUGGGGUUGGGUUUACAGUAUUCCUGUCUGAGAAUCAGGAUGUGUAGCAGGUAGGGGGAAGGCAGAAAGAAAAUGUGGGAUACUUGCUGUGGACUGAGUUUCUAAAGUUCAUGUAUGGAAGCCCUAACCCCUAAGUGAGUGUUUUUGGAGAUAGUAUGUUAAAGAUGUGAUUAAGGUUGAAUGAAGUUAUAAGGGCUGGCUCGUAAUCCAAGAAAGUGUGAAGGGUUUGUUCACACUCAGAGAAAGGAGAACAGCAGGAAGCCAGUUGCCAACCAGCCAAAGAGAGAAGCACUGAGAAAUCAAACCUGAUAAUAGUUUGGGCUUUUCGGCCACCUGAGACCUGAAAAAUAAAUGUCUGUUGUUUGAGCCA
This is a messenger RNA of Grammomys surdaster, 2015 nucleotides long. RefSeq names its product ankyrin repeat and sterile alpha motif domain containing 4B (gene Anks4b). Gene Ontology annotation, biological process: brush border assembly. The record is from RefSeq and is a predicted model, not a curated record. The transcript has 2 exons. Bases 51 to 1301 code for a protein of 416 amino acids. NCBI's taxonomy places the organism in Eukaryota, Metazoa, Chordata, Mammalia, Rodentia, Muridae. Gene Ontology annotation, molecular function: protein binding.